ACGGCGGCGCGGCCGCCAGCCCUGCAGGUGACCGCGGGUGGCGCGGUGCGGGCGCGAGCCGGGGCGGCGCUGCGGGGAGACAGCCGGCGCGGAGUCUGGGCGAAGUUUGCCGAACAUGGCGGAAGAGCCCGGGGCGCGCAGGAACGCGCGGCGGCGGCCGGCGCUGGAGGAGCUGUAGCCGCCGCCGCCGCCGUCGCCAGGCGAGGUCGCCGCCAUGGCCCGCUGGAUCCCGACCAAGAGGCAGAAGUACGGGGUUGCGAUCUAUAACUACAACGCUUCUCAAGAUGUGGAGCUCUCCCUGCAGAUCGGCGACACCGUCCAUAUCCUGGAGAUGUAUGAGGGUUGGUAUCGAGGCUACACCCUCCAGAAUAAAUCUAAAAAGGGUAUUUUUCCUGAAACCUAUAUCCAUCUGAAAGAGGCAACUGUGGAAGACCGAGGGCAGAACGAGACCGUGAUCCCUGGGGAGCUCCCGCUGGUACAGGAGCUCACGUGCACUCUGCGAGAAUGGGCUGUCAUCUGGCGCAAUCUCUACGUGAACAACAAGGUCACGCUCUUCCGCCAGCUGCAGCAGAUGACCUACAGCCUGAUCGAGUGGCGCUCCCAGAUCCUGUCUGGGACACUCCCCAAGGACGAACUGGCAGAGCUCAAGAAGAAGGUCACAGCCAAAAUUGAUCAUGGGAACAGAAUGCUUGGGUUAGAUCUGGUGGUGCGAGAUGACAACGGGAACAUCUUGGAUCCAGAUGAAACCAGCACCGUUGCCCUCUUCAAGGCCCAUGAAGUGGCCUCAAAAAGGAUUGAGGAAAAGAUCCAAGAAGAAAAGUCCAUUCUGCAGGACCUGCAUGUGCGGGGCCAGGCGGUCUUCAGCACCGUGCACACGUACGGCCUGUAUGUGAACUUCAAGAACUUCGUCUGCAACAUCGGGGAGGACGCAGAGCUGUUCAUGGCCCUCUACGACCCAGACCAGUCCACUUUCAUCAGUGAAAACUAUUUAAUUCGUUGGGGCAGUAAUGGGAUGCCCAAGGAAAUUGAGAAGCUCAAUAACCUUCAAGCAGUGUUUACUGACCUCAGCAGCACGGACCUCAUCCGGCCUCGCAUCAGCCUGGUGUGCCAGAUAGUCCGGGUGGGCCACAUGGAGCUGAAGGAAGGCAAGAGGCACACCUGUGGACUCCGGAGGCCUUUUGGAGUAGCAGUGAUGGAUAUUACUGACAUCAUACACGGGAAAGUGGACGACGAGGAGAAGCAGCACUUCAUUCCGUUUCAGCAAAUUGCAAUGGAGACCUAUAUUCGGCAGAGGCAGCUCAUAAUGUCACCCUUGAUGACAUCGCAUGUGACUGGAGAGAAUGAGCCACUCACUUCAGUCCUGAAUAAAGUGAUAGCAGCGAAGGAAGUGAAUCACAAAGGACAAGGACUUUGGGUGUCCUUGAAGCUAUUGCCAGGUGACCUUUCGCAGGUUCAGAAGAAUUUUUCACACUUGGUGGAUAGAUCAACAGCAAUAGCCAGAAAAAUGGGCUUUCCUGAGAUAAUCCUUCCCGGAGAUGUUCGGAAUGACAUCUAUGUCACCCUGAUUCACGGGGAGUUUGACAAAGGGAAAAAGAAGACGCCCAAGAACGUGGAGGUGACCAUGUCUGUGUUUGAUGAAGAGGGCAACCUGUUGGAGAAAGCCAUUCAUCCGGGUGCUGGCUAUGAAGGCAUUUCAGAAUACAAAUCAGUGGUCUAUUACCAGGUCAAGCAGCCCUGUUGGUAUGAGACUGUCAAGGUGUUCAUCGCCAUAGAGGAGGUGACGCGCUGUCACAUAAGAUUCACCUUCCGACACAGGUCAUCUCAGGAAUCCAGAGAUAAAUCAGAGCGCGCUUUUGGGGUAUCCUUUGUGAAACUGAUGAACCCAGACGGCACCACCCUGCAGGACGGGAGGCACGACCUGGUGGUAUACAAGGGGGACAACAAGAAAAUGGAAGAUGCUAAGUUCUACCUGACCCUGCCUGGGACCAAGGUAGAGAUGGAGGAGAAAGAGCUCCAAGCAUCCAAAAACCUGGCUGCCUUUACCGCAAGCAAGGAGAGCACAAAGGACAGUUUUCAGAUCGCCACCCUGAUUUGCUCCACAAAACUCACCCAGAAUGUUGACCUUUUAGGCCUGCUGAACUGGCGUUCCAACUCCCAGAACAUAAAGCACAACCUAAAGAAGUUAAUGGAGGUGGAUGGAGGAGAGAUUGUUAAGUUUUUGCAAGAUACACUGGAUGCACUUUUUAACAUAAUGAUGGAAAUGUCAGACAAUGAAACAUACGACUUCCUGGUGUUCGAUGCCCUGGUGUUUAUUAUUUCGCUGAUAGGAGACAUCAAGUUCCAGCAUUUCAACCCUGUACUUGAGACCUACAUAUACAAGCACUUCAGUGCCACUUUGGCAUACGUGAAACUCUCCAAGGUCCUGAACUUCUAUGUGGCUAAUGCUGACGACUCCAGCAAGACGGAGUUGCUGUUCGCUGCUUUGAAAGCCUUGAAGUACUUGUUCAGGUUCAUCAUCCAGUCUCGAGUGCUCUACUUGAGAUUUUAUGGUCAGAGCGAAGAUGGAGAUGAAUUUAAUAACUCAAUCCGACAGUUGUUUCUCUCUUUCAAUAUGCUCAUGGACAGGCCUCUGGAGGAAGCUGUCAAGAUCAAGGGGGCAGCUUUGAAGUACCUCCCUAGCAUAAUCAACGAUGUCAAACUUGUGUUCGAUCCCAUUGAGCUCAGCGUGCUCUUCUGCAAGUUCAUUCAGAGCAUUCCUGACAACCAGCUGGUGCGGCAGAAGCUCACCUGCAUGACCAAGAUGGUGGAGAGUGGUCUCUUCCAGCAGUCAGAGUGCAGAGACGUGCUAUUGCCACUGCUGACGGACCAGCUCAGCGGCCAGCUGGAUGACCACUCAAGCAAGCCUGACCAUGAGGCCAGCUCGCAGCUUCUGAGCAGCAUCCUGGAGGUGCUGGACAGGAAGGAUGUGGGUCCCACGGCCAUGCACAUUCAGUUGAUCAUGGAGCGGCUGCUGAGGAGGAUCAACAGGACCGUGAUCGGGAUGAGCCGACAGUCUCCCCACAUCGGCAGCUUUGUGGCUUGCAUGAUUGCCAUCCUGCGGCAGAUGGACGACACCCACUACAGCCACUACAUCAGCACCUUCAAGACCAGGCAAGACAUCACUGACUUCCUCAUGGAAACCUUUAUCAUGUUCAAGGAUCUGAUCGGGAAGAACGUCUAUGCCAAAGACUGGGUGGUGAUGAAUAUGACGCAGAGCAGGGUGUUUCUCCGUGCCAUCAAUCAGUUCACUGAAGUCCUCACCAGACUCUUCAUGGAUCAGGCCAGCUUUGAGCUUCAGCUCUGGAACAAUUACUUCCAUUUGGCGGUAGCGUUUCUCACCCAUGAGUCCCUUCAGCUGGAAACCUUCUCACAAGCCAAGCGCAACAAAAUUGUAAAAAAAUAUGGGGACAUGAGGAAGGAAAUCGGCUUUAGAAUCCGGGACAUGUGGUAUAACCUGGGUCCCCACAAAAUCAAAUUCAUCCCAUCGAUGGUGGGUCCCAUUCUGGAAGUCACCCUGACCCCCGAAGUGGAGCUGCGAAAAGCCACCAUCCCCAUUUUCUUUGAUAUGAUGCAGUGUGAGUUCAAUUUCAGUGGAAAUGGCAAUUUCCAUAUGUUUGAGAAUGAGUUGAUCACCAAGCUGGAUCAAGAGGUAGAAGGUGGCCGAGGAGAUGAACAAUACAAGGUUCUAUUGGAGAAACUGCUCCUAGAACAUUGCCGGAAACACAAAUACCUCUCCAGCUCUGGCGAGGUCUUUGCCCUCCUGGUCAGCAGCCUCCUGGAGAACUUGCUGGACUACAGAACCAUUGUCAUGCACGACGAGAGCAAGGAGAACCGCAUGAGCUGCACCGUCAACGUCCUGAAUUUUUACAAAGAAAAGAAGAGAGAGGACAUAUACAUAAGAUACCUGUACAAGCUCCGAGAUUUGCACCGAGACUGCGAGAACUACACAGAAGCUGCCUACACCCUUCUCUUGCACGCCGAGCUUCUGCAGUGGUCCGAUAAGCCCUGCGUGCCCCAUUUGCUUCAGAGGGACAGUUACUUUGUUUAUACCCAGCAAGAGCUGAAAGAGAAACUGUACCAGGAAAUCAUAUCCUAUUUCGACAAAGGCAAAAUGUGGGAGAAGGCCAUCAAACUGAGCAAAGAGUUGGCUGAGACCUACGAGAGCAAAGUGUUUGACUACGAGGGCCUCGGCAGCCUCCUGAAAAAAAGAGCCUCCUUCUAUGAGAACAUCAUGAAGGCCAUGAGACCGCAGCCGGAAUACUUCGCCGUGGGCUACUACGGCCAGGGCUUCCCUUCCUUCCUGCGGAAUAAAAUCUUCAUCUACCGGGGGAAGGAGUACGAGAGGCGGGAAGACUUCAGCUUGAGGCUCCUGACCCAGUUCCCCAAUGCAGAGAAGAUGACCAGUACCACACCCCCUGGAGAAGACAUCAAGAUGUCCCCGAAGCAGUACAUGCAGUGCUUCACUGUGAAGCCCGUGAUGAGCCUGCCGCCCAGCUACAAGGACAAGCCCGUUCCAGAGCAGAUCUUAAACUACUACAGGGCCAACGAAGUGCAGCAGUUCAGAUAUUCCCGGCCGUUCCGGAAAGGAGAAAAGGAUCCAGACAACGAAUUUGCUACCAUGUGGAUCGAGCGGACCACGUACACCACCGCCUAUAGCUUCCCCGGGAUUCUCAAGUGGUUUGAAGUCAAACAGAUUUCCACAGAGGAAAUCAGCCCCUUAGAGAAUGCCAUUGAAACCAUGGAGCUGACCAAUGAGAGGAUCAGCAACUGCGUGCAGCAGCAUGCCUGGGACCGGUCCCUCUCCGUGCACCCGCUCUCCAUGCUGCUCAAUGGCAUCGUGGACCCAGCCGUCAUGGGGGGAUUCUCCAACUAUGAGAAGGCUUUUUUUACCGAAAAGUACUUGCAAGAGCAUCCUGAAGAUCAGGAGAAGGUAGAGCUGCUAAAGCGACUGAUAGCAUUACAGAUGCCUCUGCUCACAGAAGGGAUCCGCAUCCAUGGGGAGAAGCUGACAGAGCAGCUCAAGCCACUGCAUGAUCGGUUGUCCUCCUGCUUCCGGGAACUUAAGGAGAAAGUAGAAAAGCUCUAUGGGGUCAUAACACUGCCACCCAACUUGACGGAGAGGAAGCAGAGCCGCACGGGAUCCUUGGUGCUGCCUUACAUCAUGUCUUCUACUCUGCGGAGGCUGUCCGUGACCUCUGUGACCUCCUCUGUGAUCUCCACUUCUUCCAACUCCUCCGAUAAUGCACCUUCCCGGCCAGGAUCUGAUGGGUCAGUCCUGGAGCCGCUUUUUGAGCGCAGGUCCUCAUCAGGUGCCAGAGUGGAAGAUCUGCCCCUCAAAGAGGACAGCGAGAACCGAAUCGGCAAGUUCAAGAGAAAAGACUGGAAUCUGAGCAAGUCCCAAGUCAUUGCAGAGAAACAUCCAGAACCCGAUCUAAUGAGUCCAGCCAGAAAAGUGCAGAGGCCAAAGAGUCUCCAACUGGUGGACAGUCGCUUAACGCCAUUCCAUGGUUCCUCGCCCCCUCAGUCGACGCCUCUGAGCCCACCUCCUCUCACUCCUAAGGCCACCAGGACCCUAAGCUCCCCGUCUUUGCAGACAGAUGGGCUGGUGACUGCUGUUCCCCCUCCCCCUCCCCCCAAAAGCAAGCCCUACGAAAGCAGCCCGAGGACCUCCACCGAGGCCGCACCCCCACUGCCUGUCCGAAGAGAAGCCAAAGCCCCACCGCCACCGCCUCCGAAAGCUCGGAAAUCUGGCGUCCUUUCUUCUGAGCCUGGAUCCCAGUGAGGACCUCGCCCCCUCCUUGCAUCUCUGAGUGCCUUGGACAGCGGCUGCCUGAGAAUUGGCCUUUGGGAGUGGGUGUCCUCAUUACCAGGGGCUCCCUGCCGGUUGGUUGCAUUUUCUGAUCAGAGAUGAUGCUCACCAGCCCCAAACCGGUUUGUUCUCUCCAAGCUUCUCUUUGACAGCUGUUUGGAGCUGUGCAACCCUCCAGCCCACACGGAAUUCCAAGGAUUGGCCAUGCCCCAUGCAUUUUUCAAGGAGAGUGCUCCUCCACCGUGAUUGCGGAGACCCUGGGGUCUGCAGAAGCUGGGCCAGUCCCAUAGCCUCAGCACCUGUGCUCUGGACAGAUGGGUUUCUUGCUUUGCUUCUGAAAAGCUGCAUUUGAGACUUGGUGGUUUCUCUCAUCCUUGCACACCUAUCCCAUCCAGCGUCUGGGAAGAGACAGAUGUCAAUACACUGUAGCAGCCAGCAUAUCCCUGUCUUUCUAAUGUCUACUGUGUUUCCUUUGAGGAGAGAACACACAUUUUUAAUGGAGAUUGGCUGCUUUCAGGUGUGAAUGGCUGUUAUCGCUGAAAAACCAUGAAGUCACCUUUGGCUUCACUGGAUGGGUUCCCUGGCCCAUGGCCCUCUGCACAGCAGCCGCUCCGCCUUACUAGGGAUCCCUCUGAAGCUCUUUUGCACAGUUUCUUGUCCUUCCUCGGAGCUCAGUUCCCUGGCUGUGAGGGACCUGGGAGCCUGGGUUCGACAGCUUCUUUGCCAGCUCCCAUUCGAAUGCCCCACGUCCCCUGUCCACUUCCUGAUUUUACCCUGGAGAGUACAGUGCAAUAUUUCCCUUUGAUUAUUUAUUCCUUUUGAUCAUGGGAUUAAUUUGAUUACUUGCUAAUGGUACUAAUGUCAGUACUUCUUUCCCGAACAAAAAAAUGGGGUGACUUAGAUAACCAAAUAUCACAUAAGUUACAGACGUUUUGAGCUGGAAGGGUUUUAAAAGUCAUACAAGGAGACUCUCCCUUUGUAGAUAAGGAAACUGAGGCUACACCCAGAAAGUGGUACUACAGAUUUCUACUAAUGACCCAGCUUGCUAACAUGGGCUGGGCCCGGAGACCACUCAGAGCUAGAGUGCACCCCCACCCAGUCCUCAGCACCUCGCCUCCGCUGGAACGGUAUUUGAAGUGUCCCAGAUAUUUCACAGUAUUGGGGUGUUGAAAGCAAUGCCGAGAACUUCUUGAUUGUGACUCUGAAGGUCAACGUGGCAGGGAGACUCCAGGGGUCUCUUCCAUGACUAGGCCCAGAGUCCUUUCUCCAAGGCCAAGAGAGGGAAGGAGCCUGCAGCAGUAGACGCCGUCUGUCUCUGUGAUGGGUGCUGCUCUCCCCACUGCCUUGUUAGGAGAGAAGUGCUGGCUCCCCUCACAGCCAAGGAAGCAAAAGCCUCCGUGACCUUGGCAGCGGUGACCCCAGAACGAGUGUGCAUCUUCCAGGAGUGCCUGGCAAUCGGAGUUCUUCACCCCGACCCGGGAGCUCCUAAGUGGGAUCGUGGAAACAAAGUGGACUUGGGAAUCAAACCCAUUUGGUCACAGUUCCCAGCCACGUCACCUGUUCACUUUGCAAGCUCCAAAAGACACAUCACGCCCAGGCUCCCUCUGGCUGGUGUAUUGUGGGUCCUCUUGGUUGAAACGUGUAUCUUGGGGUCCUGGAAUCAUCUGUGCCCAGAAGUAAUAAAAACUUCAGACCAUUUGGUUAUCC
This is a messenger RNA of Marmota flaviventris (yellow-bellied marmot), 7555 nucleotides long. Lineage: Eukaryota; Metazoa; Chordata; Mammalia; Rodentia; Sciuridae. The record is from RefSeq and is a predicted model, not a curated record.